AUGCAGCAUAAUUCAGAGGAAAUAAACAAUAUGAUAAAAAAAUUUGAAUCUGAAGCAAUAGAAUUGGAGCAAAAGUACGAACAAAAAUUAACAAGUCAAUAUGAGUCCUUAAUAUUGAAACAUCGUAUGGAGAUAACUGAAGUAGAGGAGAGGAAGAAUGCGCAAAUUGCGAAUCUGAUAAAGAAUCACGAGAAUGCAUUUACCGAAAUGAAAAAUUAUUACAAUGAUAUCACUCUGAAUAAUUUAUCGUUAAUUAAGAGUAUAAAGGAACAAAUGGAAAUGAUGAAAAAUAAUGAAGAACGUAUGAAGAAACAAGUACGAGAAUUAACAACAGAAAAUAAAAAAUAUUUGACUGACUUGAAAGCUUUGCAGGAAACGAUUACCGAACUUAAUCGUCAACUUGCAAAUUAUGAGAAAGACAAGCAAUGCUUAGUUAACACAAAACGAAGAUUAUCCGUAGUGAUGAAGGAUUUAGAAAAUUUAAAAUGGGAAAAUGAAGUUCUCGAGCUGCGUUUUGAAAAAUGCCAAUCCGAAAGAGACGAGUUACAUUCUAGAUUUGUGUCGGCUAUAUUUGAGCUGCAACAAAAAACGGGUUUAAAGAAUGUACUCUUAGAAAAAAAAUUAGAAAAGUUAUCGGAUUUGCUAGAGCAACGUGAAGCGCAGAUUAGCGAAGUGUUAGCUGCUGCUCAAUUAGAUCCUGCGGCAGUGGUUAAUAUGAAUAAAAAAUUAGAGGAUAUGCUCAAUAGAAAAAAUACUGCAAUACAAGACCUACAAUAUGAAUUAGCAAAAGUAUGUAAAGCACAUGACGAUUUGUUAGCAGUUUAUGAGAGUAAAUUGCAAGAAUAUGGAAUUCCCAAAACUGAACUUGGAUUUCAACCUUUGAGAAUGAAGAUAAAUGGUGCGAAAUUGGGUUUAGGUCCAGCUGGUCUCGUUACCGCAAAUCAGUAA
This is a messenger RNA of Atta colombica, 948 nucleotides long. RefSeq names its product growth arrest-specific protein 8-like. NCBI's taxonomy places the organism in Eukaryota, Metazoa, Arthropoda, Insecta, Hymenoptera, Formicidae. Gene Ontology annotation, molecular function: small GTPase binding; microtubule binding. Bases 1 to 948 code for a protein of 315 amino acids. The transcript is spliced from 5 exons. Gene Ontology annotation, biological process: cell motility. Gene Ontology annotation, cellular component: microtubule; Golgi apparatus; motile cilium. The record is from RefSeq and is a predicted model, not a curated record.